AUGUCCAGUAAAAAAGAAAAGUUGGAUAAUAUUAAAAUUGGUGCACAUGUUUCAAUUAAAGACGGUUACCCAAGACUUAUAGAGAAUGCAGUAAAAUGUGGCUUUAAGGCAUUGGCUUUUUUUACCAAUCCCCCAAGAACUUGGAGACCAAUAACAGUCAAAGAUGAUGAUGCUCAAAAGUUUAAAGACUCUUGCAAGAAAUUUGAUUUCUCACCAAACUAUAUUAUGCCACAUGGAAGUUAUUUCUUAAAUUUAGGCUCACCAGAAAUAGACAAGUUAGAAAAGAGUAGAAAGCUUUUCAUCCACGAAAUGAACAAUUGCGAAAAACUUGGCAUUUCACUAUACAAUUUUCAUCCAGGUUCACAUUUAAAUAUUAUUACAGAAGAGGAAUCAAUUAAAAUUAUUGCCGAAUCUAUAAACAUAGCACAUCGUCAAACUAAAAAUGUUAUUGCCGUCAUUGAAUGUACAGCUGGUCAAGGUAGCAAUUUAGGUUAUAAAUUCGAGCAUCUUCGUGACAUUAUCGAAAUGGUAGAAGAUAAAUCUAGAGUGGGCGUUUGUUUGGAUACUUGCCAUAUGUUUGCUGCUGGUUAUAAUUUGAAGACUCAAAGUAAUUGUAAAGUAAUAUUUCAAGAAUUUGAUCGUAUUGUAGGUUUCAAGUAUCUCAAGGGUAUUCAUUUAAAUGACAGUAAAUCAGAUUGUGGAACCAAAUUAGAUCGACAUGAAAAUAUUGACAAGGGUUUUAUUGGUGCAAAUUGUUUCAAAUUUUUAGUUAACGAUAAACGUUUCCAAAAUCUACCAAUGAUUUUAGAAACUGAAGGUAACCAUAUAAAUGAAGUUAAACAAUUAUAUGACUACAUUAUUGAAAAUGAUGAUAAAGAAGAAAAAAAAGAAAAAGAAGAAGAAAAAUAA
This is a messenger RNA of Dictyostelium purpureum, 909 nucleotides long. RefSeq lists its product as uncharacterized. Gene Ontology annotation, biological process: base-excision repair. The coding region runs from base 1 to 909 and encodes 302 amino acids. Gene Ontology annotation, cellular component: nucleus; mitochondrion. NCBI's taxonomy places the organism in Eukaryota, Evosea, Eumycetozoa, Dictyosteliales, Dictyosteliaceae. Gene Ontology annotation, molecular function: zinc ion binding; DNA binding; phosphoric diester hydrolase activity. The transcript has a single exon. The record is from RefSeq and is a predicted model, not a curated record.